Molecule: messenger RNA, 1389 nt
Organism: Salvelinus sp. IW2-2015
Lineage: Eukaryota; Metazoa; Chordata; Actinopteri; Salmoniformes; Salmonidae
Biological process (GO): regulation of transcription by RNA polymerase II
Molecular function (GO): RNA polymerase II cis-regulatory region sequence-specific DNA binding; DNA-binding transcription factor activity
Source: RefSeq, a predicted model, not a curated record
UGAGUGGACUAAAGAUGGGGGAGCAAGGUUGUUGGCUGGAGGCUAACAGUGGAGACUGGGUGGCCAUCUUGGAUUCCCAAUCCCAGAUGGUUGCAGACAAGGGCCCAGGGGACAUCAUCACUGAGCAGGUCAGGACCAGAGGUGACAUAGUGGAGGUCAGUGGAUGGGACAGCGUCCUCAACUCUGGGCUGGGGAACAACAAUGUUAACCACAACCAGAAACAGACAGUGGAACACAAAACAACAACUGAAUUUAGUCUCCAAGACAACAGAAUGUCUGAGACCAGGGCGAGGUGUAGAUUUGGUCUGCGGGGACGUGGCCAGGUUCGUAUGCAGCAGGAACGAAUAGGCACAGUCUCGGCUAGCGAGGCUCCAUCCUGCUCCUAUAGUUGUGAUUCAGAGAGACUGAUGGCGCCUCAGGUUAACCCCCUAACAGAUGCUGCCUUCAGCCUGCCUUCUAUAGGAUCUAUCAACUGGAACAUGGACCCUGCGACAACACAGACACUCCCUGGCCUUCGUCCUCCUCACACUAUCCUAAUGUUAAACCAAACCUCAGACAAUGCCAGUGCAUCAACACUAAAUGGCUACAUAAGCCCAUUGACAAAUGAUAGUAGUAGUAGCGCUGUCAGUAGCUCCGGUGGCAAAGAAAAGCACUUCCUGUGUUCAUUCUGUGGGAAAGCCUUCAGUUUCCCCAAACAGGUGGAGAUCCACCAGAGGAUACACACGGAGGAGAAACUAUUCGGCUGCCACCUGUGCCGGGCCAGUUUCUCCCACUCGUCCAAGCUGAAGAGGCACCAGAGGGUCCACACAGGGGAGAAACCCUACAACUGCCCCCAGUGUGAGAAGAGGUUCUCCCACAAGCACCAGCUGAAGAUGCACCUGAAGAUGCACACGGGAGAGAGGCCAUUCGCCUGUACACACUGUGGGAAGAGGUUCUCAGAAAGGAGCUACCUCAGAAUACACCAGCAGAAAAUGCACACGGCCCAUGUAUAGUAUAGUGACAUGUAAUGUAGUACUAGUUAGUUUGUAGUUAAUUCUGUUGGUUUUGGAUGUAAAGGAAACUGACAAAAGAAUAAGUAUGAUGAGGCAGAGUAGAUGAUAUGGUGAUGGUUGGUGUGAUGGUGUCUGUAAACAUGCUUCACUGAUGAAGAGUGACCAACUUAGUCCCUUUUGGUUGAUGCUGGUGUUUUAUAGUGAGGUAAGGAUAGUGCCUUGAUUCAUGUUUACUUGAUAUAAAAUAGUGAAGCUGUUUUAAUGUAAUGAACCUUUUCCAAAGUAUUCUAAAAUAAUUUAUCAAGCGAGGGUGGCAGAUUUACAGAAAAGGUCAAGUGUUACCAAAGUUAUUCUACUUGUCACGUAUCGUUUUGUGCAAUAAAAGUUCUGUACUUCA